AUGGAGCAUGCUGAAUGUGUGUUAAACUACACUAGUGAAUUUACCACAUAUGAGAUAUUUCAAAGCAGAGAAGCAAUGAUUGAUUGGGCACGCAAUGUUGGCAAGAAAAAUGGUUUUGCUAUAAUUGUGAAAUAUUCAGAUUCUGGUGGCGGUCGUUGGACACCAAGAAUUAAACUAGCGUGCGAGAGGAGUGGAAACUAUAGACAGAAAAAGAAGGUGAAAGUUUAUUCUCAUGAUGAGAAUGUUAGGAUGACCGGGACCAAAAAGUGUGAUUGUCCAUUCUUGCUAAAGGGUGAGAAGUACUUAACUUCUCAUCCAGCUACGGAUGAUUGGAUGUUGCAUGUAGUAUGUGGAGUGCAUAAUCAUCCAGCUGCGGAUAAUCUUGAAGGGCAUUCAUAUUUGGGGAGAUUAUCACACCAAGAAAAUGAAUUGUUGGUGGAUAUGUCUAAGAGUAUUGUGAGACCAAAAGAUAUUUCAGUUACGUUGAAACAGAGGAAUCCGUUGAAUGUAAUAACCAUGAAGACAAUUUAUAAUGUAUGUCACAAAUUUAAAGUGAAAGAGAAACCCAGAAGAUCACAGAUGCAACAACUGUUGGGAAAAUUAGCAAAGCAUGAAUAUAUUGAAUGGCAUAGAUAUGAACGAAAUACUAUGGUUGUCACUGACCUCCUUUGGGCUCAUCUAUUCAGUUUGGAUUUGUUUCGAGCAUUUCCACGUGUCUUGAUUAUGGACUGUACGUAUAAGACCAACAGGUAUGGUCUUCCCAUGCUUGAGAUUAAUAUUCUUCCUGAGGUUAUUGUCACAGAUAGAGAGCUUGCAUUUAUGAAUGCCAUUGAUGUGCUUCGGGGUAAUGUAUCCAUAUGUGCUUUGGAACGCAUAUUAGCAGAGACAAAGAGAGCAGAAUCCAUUGGAAUUGAUUCUUCAGCAUGUGCUUAUGUCAUUCGGCAUACCCAUGGUUUGCCUUGUGCACAUGAGAUUGCUUAUUAUAUAAGACAAUUACUUCCUAUUCCACUUGAGACAGUACAUGCACAUUGGAGGACACUUGAUAUUGUCAAAUUGCCUAAUAAAGAUAAAUUGGAGUUAACUUGUAUUCCAGAAGUAAAGUCAUUUAAAAGGAUUGAGGAGCUUGCUCAUAGUUUGACACACUUUCAUGAAAAGCCAGCACGAACAGAAUAUUGGAUGACAAUGCCAAAUAUGGGGCAUCUGAUUAGAUCAUCCUAUAAUAUUGUCUUUUGCCAUUUCUCAGCACAACAGUGCCUUGCAUUCCUACCACUAAGAUCAGACCCAUUGCCACCACUUGAUCGCACAGAGAUAUCCAUUGGUUUCGUGAACGAAAACCACUUUGUUGAGGCAUACCCGUGA
This is a messenger RNA of Camellia sinensis, 1359 nucleotides long. Lineage: Eukaryota; Viridiplantae; Streptophyta; Magnoliopsida; Ericales; Theaceae. The record is from RefSeq and is a predicted model, not a curated record.